UUUCUUCUUUCACAAACGUCUAAUGUCUGCGGUCUUACGUUUUCUUCGUGUAUUAUGUGGCCCUAAAAACUGAAAAAUCCUUUACAAAGUGUAGAAUAUUAGAAUAGAAUGUCCAUAGAGUGCAGUCCACGACGAGUGCUUCAAAAUUAUUGUGUGUAAUUGUUUUAUUAGUGAAACAGAUCAAGAUGCGUAUCGGUUUUGUAUUAUAUUGGUGCGUACUUGCAUUUCAUCUGUGUAAAGGUGAUGAUACGGAGAAGACCGAGUCUAGAGAAAACGGUCGGAGACAAUGGGGUCCGGGUAGCCGCAGCAGCUCGUUUGUAAACGAUCCAUCGGUUUCGGCAUCUAACGAACUUAUACUUACUGAGGCGUGUAACAACGAGCCUGCGUGUCUACAGGACCGCGCCGGUCUCGAGGCCAUCACACAACUGCAUCGUCAACUCGACGACGACGCCAACGGGAACGUCGACCUUAGUGAGAGCGAUGAUUUCCUCCGUGAAGAGUUACAGUACGACAGCGGCUAUGAGAAGCGACAGCGUGCCUUCCAUCAUAACGAUGAUAUGCACAUUUCUGUUAAGGAGUUGUGGGAGGCCUGGCUUAGAUCAGAGGUUCACAAUUGGACGACGGAGCAGACGGUGGAAUGGUUGUCCCAGUCGGUUGACCUGCCGCAAUACAGAACUCUAUUUCUGCAGCACAAGAUAACUGGAGCCACAUUACCCAGGUUGGCGGUAAACAAUAUGCAGUACCUGAGCAAUGUCCUUGGCAUUAAGGACCCUAUACAUAAACAGAAGCUCGCCUUGAAGGCUAUGGACGUUGUGUUAUUUGGACCUCCGAAAGGUACGUCCCCGUUUUCAAUUGUAUUGAUCCGCUCGCAGGUGCAGAGGAUGCUGCGAGACAUGGAGCAGCUGAGGAAGGCCGAGAUGGCCCUUGAUGAUAUGCAGAAGGAGCUAGAAAAAGCGCGCUUGGAACAGGAGAGCGUCACAACAGAGAAACGUAAUUUAGAGAAGAAGUUACGUGAAGCGGGAGACACGCCCCUAUUGAACUCCGCCUCCUCAGAUUUAGAAGUGUCUACGCUCAAAGCUGAAAUUGAGAUGUUAAGGGCGGAACUCCGUCGCGCGGAGGGGGAGUUAGAGGACAGGUGCUGGGCGCCGCCGCCCGGCCUGCAGCAGUGGCUGCAGCUCACACACGAGGUCGAGAACCGCGCGUACCUUCGGAAGAAGCAGCAAGCUGACCUCCAACUGCAGCAGGCGAGAGAGGCUUGUGAGAAGUUACGUAAGAAGAGGUCGAGCCUGGUGGGGGCGUUUGUAUCGACUCACGGCAAGUCCAUAGACGACGUGGACCGCUCCAUUGUGGAAGCGCGCACUGCGCUCAACGAAGUCACACAGGAAUUACAGGAGAGAAUGCACCGAUGGAAGCAAAUUGAACGUUUGUGCGGUUUUAAUAUAAUAAAUAACAACGGUCUGCAGUUCCUCGAGAGCACGCUCUAUAGGACUGCCAACGGACGACAGACAGGCAGAGUUCGAAUGAGCAGUUCUCAAGAUGAUUUGAGCGUGGGCGACGACGUGUCGAUCUGCGGCUCCGUGGCCGAUAAUUUCGGUUGGCGCGAAGAUUCAUCAGGAAGCGAAGAACACGACGCACCUCACUAUCCUCUAGAUCUGAGACUCGCUGAGGCGAGAUUGCAACUUGAAGAGCGCCUAGCUCAAGAGGCUCGCGAGCGGCGGCCGGAGGAGAAGCGCGAGGAGGAGCGGAGGUACGAGCUCGCCAAUCCCGACGACCCCAGACCACCGCCUAGGAACACUUUUACUAAACAGAAACCACUCCUAGAAAAUAACCAGGAUUCCGCCACACAAUCUAGUAAUACACCCCCCGAAGAGGAGUCUACAGAUUCCUCUUUGAUGGACGAUGAGGGACUUCCUAAGCCAAGGAAGAGACGCAUCCAUCUCCCGUUUGGGAAGAAAAGCAAGACUCCCGCGUGACAGGAACAGAAUGUACGAGAUUUAUGUCCCUGCCUCGCGCAGUUUACACGCAAACUUUUAUUACGUCGGUUAUCGUAUAAGGGAUAAUCGGUGAAUAUCGAUAUUAAGUUCGCAUCGAUGUCGACGAAUUUAUUUUCAUUUAAAUCAAGCAAUCUAAUUUUAUAUUGAAAUAUUUUUGAAUAGAAAGCAAUAAUUUGAUAAUACAACGAGAUUACCUUCGGUUUAGUUGAUUUAUUUUACGAAUAGAUCACUUUUGUCGACGUCGAUGUUCGUAUCGAUAUUUUUACAUCGGCCAUCCCUAAUAUCGAAACAUGAUAUAGAAAAUUGUCGAUUACGUCAUUUUAUUUAUUGACUGUAUAUAAAAUGUAAGUAGCUCAAAGUUUUCCUUCAGCCAAUGUCUGAUAUUAUUUUUUUCGCACGUUUGUUUUUGCACACCUGUAUUUGAUUACGCAUAAUUUAAUAAAGGUUUUUAUUUUUUUAGUACUUAAAAUUUUUAUUUAAUAGUUGUCAAUUUUAUCCAAUAUUAAAUCGAUUGAUAUUUCUCCAAUUUUAUUGAAAUCUCAAAGAAUGUGAGUUUAGUAUGAUAGGAUAUUUUUUAUGAAUAUAUUUGGAGAAUUAUUGUUUUUUGGAUUAAAUAUUCAUAUAUUGAAUAUAGUAUGUUUUAUAAAAAAAACUGGUGCGAAAAUAUUAAACACUAAUUUUAAAUAAAAGUAACUUUUAUGUGGUUUCUAUUUUUUCGGAGUGUACGAUAAAGUAUUGAAAUGCAAUAUUUAGUAUUUAUCUUUUAAUCUUCCUCUGAACUUUUAAAUCGUAAUGUUUUGUAAGCGAUGUAUUAACAGUCCGUGAGAUUUUACAGCCUGACUUCGUUCAAAUCCACUAUUAAGAGAUUUUGUGUACAAUAUUUUUUAAAUGAAGUAGUAAAUAAAAAGAUGAAUUAUCGCAAUAAUGAAAGUUAAAAAGACAAAUGUUUGCUUUUUUUACCUUUAUUACAUCAGUAUUGAUGCAGUUUUUGAAAGUCUCCAUGUCAAGUGCUAGGAAAAUUUUAAUAUGAAUUUGUUUUAUAAAAUUUUGUAUGGUGUGAUUUGGUAAAUAAUUUAAUAAAUAUGAGCAAUGAUAGAUAUUUAUGUGAAUUAUUCUAUAAAUUUACAUGUAUUUAUAGAGUUUAUAUAAUUAACACGUUCCGUGCCACUAAAUUUUGUUUCUUAUGCCGUAUACUUUUUCUGGGCUCUCAGCGAGUCGGCAUUGAACGUGUUAGAUUUUUCUGCCAAACGUGUAGAAAUGGUUGUGUCCUUCGAAUGUUAGGAUAAUUUAUUGAUCGACGAAAUGUUCAUUACAAAACACCAUAUCGCAUCAUUCCCUAUUUUCGUGUAUUUAUGAUAGCGAUAUAGAUUGCCCUUUAGUUGUGUGUUAGAGUAAUUUUAAGACAAUUUGGUGCUAAAUGAUCGUCAGACUGAAAACGUAGUGGAACCACUAAAUGCUAAGUUCCUUGCAGUUUUAUAUGACCUAGUAUUAUUGGACAAUACACCAAUAUACUUUAUUACGAAUAUUGUGGCUUUGUUCCCAAUUUUAUGUAACUGUAUUUUUUUUAUGGAAUGAAAUCAGUGGUACAGCCACAUCAUGCUCUACAGCUAAGAAAUUUUUAAUAGAACUUAUCGUAUAAUUAUUUUCACAUUUACUUAAGUUGGUCGUACUUAAAAACAGUACAAUGGGCUGAUUUUAUUAGUACGUUUUUGCGAAAUGUAUAUUUUAGAGAUCUGACCGCUGUGUUAUGAAAAGACAGAUGUUACUUUGAAAUGUUAAUAAAUUGGUCAUCGUA
This is a messenger RNA of Papilio polytes (common Mormon), 3789 nucleotides long. RefSeq names its product stromal interaction molecule homolog (gene Stim). NCBI's taxonomy places the organism in Eukaryota, Metazoa, Arthropoda, Insecta, Lepidoptera, Papilionidae. Gene Ontology annotation, molecular function: calcium channel regulator activity; protein binding; calcium ion binding. Gene Ontology annotation, cellular component: plasma membrane; endoplasmic reticulum. The transcript is spliced from 14 exons. The record is from RefSeq and is a predicted model, not a curated record. Gene Ontology annotation, biological process: store-operated calcium entry; activation of store-operated calcium channel activity; intracellular calcium ion homeostasis. The coding region runs from base 186 to 1973 and encodes 595 amino acids.